Messenger RNA from Meriones unguiculatus (Mongolian gerbil), 4400 nucleotides. It is a transcript of the gene Itk, whose product is annotated as IL2 inducible T cell kinase. NCBI's taxonomy places the organism in Eukaryota, Metazoa, Chordata, Mammalia, Rodentia, Muridae. Gene Ontology annotation, biological process: B cell receptor signaling pathway; intracellular signal transduction; adaptive immune response. The transcript is spliced from 17 exons. The record is from RefSeq and is a predicted model, not a curated record. Bases 96 to 1958 code for a protein of 620 amino acids. Gene Ontology annotation, molecular function: ATP binding; protein binding; non-membrane spanning protein tyrosine kinase activity.
AGAUCAACUGCAUCCUGCCGCAUUCCUGGCUGUUUCUCUCCUUGGCUUGUACUGAGGGGUGAUGCCCAAGACGCAUCGCGUUUCAGAACUGGACCAUGAACAACUUCAUUCUCCUGGAAGAGCAGCUGAUCAAGAAGUCCCAGCAGAAGAGAAGGACCUCUCCCUCGAACUUUAAAGUCCGUUUCUUUGUCUUAACAAAAGCCAGCCUGGCGUACUUCGAGGAUCGUCACGGGAAGAAGCGCACAUUGAAGGGCUCCAUCGAACUCUCCAGAAUCAAGUGUGUGGAGAUUGUCAAGAGUGACAUCAGCAUCCCAUGCCACUAUAAGUACCCUUUCCAGGUCGCGCAUGACAACUACCUCCUGUAUGUGUUUGCUCCAGACUUCGAGAGCCGGCAGCGCUGGGUGCUGACCCUUAAAGAAGAAACGAGGAAUAACAACAGCCUGGUGUCCAAGUAUCACCCUAAUUUCUGGAUGGAUGGGCGGUGGAGGUGCUGUUCCCAGCUGGAGAAGCUUGCAGUAGGCUGUGCCCCCUAUGACCCAACCAAGAAUGCUUCAAAGAAGCCUCUUCCUCCUACUCCUGAAGACAACAGGCGGUCACUUCAGGAGCCAGAAGAAACCCUGGUCAUCGCCUUGUACGACUACCAAACCAAUGAUCCCCAGGAGCUUGCGCUGCAGUGUGAUGAAGAAUACUACCUGCUGGACAGCUCUGAGACCCACUGGUGGAGGGUUCAAGACAAGAACGGGCAUGAAGGGUAUGCACCAAGCAGUUACCUGGUGGAAAAAUCUCCAAAUAACCUUGAAACCUAUGAGUGGUACAAUAAAAGCAUCAGCCGCGACAAAGCUGAAAAGCUCCUUAUGGACACGGGUAAAGAAGGAGCAUUCAUGGUCCGAGAUUCCAGGACACCCGGGACAUACACAGUCUCUGUUUUCACCAAGGCCAUCAUAAGCGAGAACAACCCCUGUAUAAAACAUUAUCACAUCAAAGAAACAAACGACAGCCCCAAGCGGUACUAUGUGGCUGAGAAGUAUGUGUUUGACUCCAUCCCUCUGCUCAUCAAGUAUCACCAGUACAACGGAGGAGGUUUGGUCACUCGACUCCGGUAUCCAGUUUGCUCCUGGAGGCAGAAAGCCCCUGUCACGGCGGGGCUAAGAUAUGGGAAGUGGGUGAUCCACCCCUCAGAGCUAACUUUUGUGCAGGAGAUUGGCAGUGGGCAGUUUGGGCUGGUGCAUCUCGGCUACUGGCUCAACAAGGACAAGGUGGCCAUCAAGACCAUUCAAGAAGGGGCAAUGUCAGAAGAGGACUUUAUUGAGGAGGCAGAAGUUAUGAUGAAACUCUCUCACCCCAAACUGGUACAGCUCUAUGGGGUGUGCCUGGAGCAAGCCCCCAUCUGCUUGGUGUUUGAGUUCAUGGAGCAUGGCUGCCUGUCAGAUUAUCUGCGAAGUCAGCGGGGGCUCUUUGCUGCAGAGACCCUGCUGGGCAUGUGCCUGGAUGUGUGUGAGGGCAUGGCCUACCUGGAGAAGGCGUGCGUCAUCCACAGAGACCUGGCCGCCAGAAACUGUUUGGUGGGAGAAAACCAAGUCAUCAAGGUGUCCGACUUUGGGAUGACCAGGUUUGUCCUUGAUGAUCAGUACACCAGCUCCACAGGCACCAAAUUCCCAGUGAAGUGGGCAUCCCCAGAAGUGUUCUCUUUCAGUCGCUACAGCAGCAAGUCGGAUGUGUGGUCAUUUGGUGUGCUGAUGUGGGAAGUCUUCAGCGAAGGCAAAAUCCCAUACGAAAACCGAAGCAACUCCGAGGUCGUGGAAGACAUCAGCACUGGCUUUCGGUUAUACAAGCCCCGCCUGGCCUCCCCCCAUGUCUACCAGAUCAUGAAUCAUUGCUGGAAAGAGAAACCGGAAGACCGGCCCCCCUUCUCCCAGCUGUUAAGUCACCUGGCUGAAAUGGCAGAAUCAGGACUUUAGCAGGGACUCACUGACCAGUCACAGCCGUGGAUCCUGACUGAAGGAACAGCAUCCUUUUUUUCCAGAGCAUUAAGGGCUGCCACCAGCCCAGGACCCCCACAGGUGCCUGGACCUUGGUGCCAGCCCCUAUGCAGCUACGACUGCAGCAUCCUAGAAGAGACUGGAGGGCCAGCCACCGAGCCGACGGUUGCGCCACAACAGCAGCUGUGUCUGUGUCCACCCACCUCAGCCUCUUGUCAUACCCUGUACUCAAAGCUCCAUCGCCCGCUCUCAGAAGCAUUUCUUCUCCUCUUAGCAACAGGGAGAGGCAGACAUAGGCCACAUUCUUCUUUUUAUUAUUAUUUUAAGCAUAGGUCGAAUGUUUUAUUUGACCCAACGAGACAAUAUCCCCACUUAAGGAUGAAAGAGUGGGAGGCCUCAUUUUUUUUUUUUUCUAAGAAAUACAGGAGGUGAUUAAACCAGAGUUCUACUACUGUGAGGCUGUCAGCCACAGCUUCCUGCCAACCACGAGGUGGAGUGGCAGCUUGUGCCAGAAGCCGGAUGUCAUGAGGCUUCAGAGCACACUGCCACCUCUUUCUGAUGGGGCAUAGUGAGCUCCAUUGGGUGGAUAGAGUGGGGUGACCCCAUUCAAACCCCAAGGCUGGACCAUUGGGUGUUGGAAGGUAGUCGGGAAUGAGAGGGCCUCUGAUGGUAGGAAAUGAACAGGUACAAACCAAGGCUUUGAGUUUUCAGUGAUUCAAUGACCCUGUUUCAUAGUGAGCCACACGGGUGACUAGAUCUCCUGUUUGAGCUGAAUGCUGAGGCAAUGUCUACAAAAUAUUCAUCACCCAGCCUCUCAGGAGCAGCAUAUACUCUGCACUACCUACCUGUACCAAGAGAGGGCAGCACUGUGCUUGUCAUGUGGCCUUGAGAUGUCGGGGUUCUCUUGGGCCGUAGGGGUUUAGCAGUUUUAAGGUUGAGAUGUCAAAGCUCUCAAGAGCCUAGCAAAAGGAAUUUGCUCCUGCUCAGACUAUGUGGAAGGAAAUAGAGUCAAGCCUUGGGGGGUACUUCCAAAAGGCACAAGCUGUCUGUUGAUUGGCAUUUACACAGGUGACAUGCAUGUAUCCUGAGUACAAGCCAUUCCUGGAGAAUCCCUGUUCAUACUAACCCAAUGACACAGUAUUAUUCACGUUUUACAAAAAGUGAACUUGGUCUUUGAUAAGGCAGACAAGCUGCCCCGAGUGACAGAACUGGGAAGGACAGAGAUUGAAAUACCACCCAAAUCUAACUCCAGUGCGGCUGGAUUUAUGUUCUCUUGAUUCUUUUCAGCACCGCCUCCUACGGAGAAUGGAUUGCUGAGGAGAUUAAUACAAGAGAGGAAAGGCAGUCCUUGAGCAGAACAGCAGCACCUGGUGACGCUGCUCCUGCAGAGAGCACUGGGGAGGGGGCGUGUUCAGUGGGACCCUCCAAAUUGAAAUAGCCUCUCCCCUUCAUGUUCUUCCUCACCUGGAUCUGAGUUCACAGCCACUCAAAAUUAACCCUUUCAUUCUCCCAACCCACCAGAGUCACAUUGCCUGAGGCCAUCGUAGGAGAGCUUCAAAGGGGCUUUCAACUAGUCUCCUACCGAGUGUCCCUGUAAUUAUCCCUUCAACCUGUGCAUCUCUUGUGAGGAGUAUUCCCCUGCUGCCAAGAACACCUGAUUCUCCUGCAGUGUUCACAUAAAGCUCCUAGAAAAAUGAGCAGAGUCACGUAGCAUGUUGGCUGGCUUGAGACUUGAAGGCAUCACUUCCAGCCAUAAUCACUGUGUCCAGAUAAAACUCUGUCAUUCAGAAAAAAACUGUCUCCCUCAGCUGGCCCACAAUCAUCCCUGUUUACUUCGAAGCCUGUGGUCCAUUCUCCUUUGGGAACCCGUAAUUAAGGGAGAGUUUCUGGGACUUUCAACCUAGGAGGUAAACACUGGAACCGAGAGAUGUCUGUAGUGUAGUCUAGGAGCCUGGCCCCAGUAUGGUGGCAUUGUCUUCCUUAACCUCAGCUGCACGGAGGCUUUGACGGACAUGCGUGCAGCGCUCACUCCAGUGGCCCGCAUGGGUGGAUGGGAUUCUCCGCUGCUGGUUUCUGCCUUAGGUUUUUUUGCAAAUGGUGCCUUGUGUUCACAAGAGAAUUCCUGAUGAAAGGUUUUGGUUUGAGUUGUACUUUGUAGGUCAUGUGAUUUGUAAUGUUUGGAACUAUGUAUUUAUACCUGGAUCAGGAGAGUAUUUAUUUGCUCGUGUUCAAGAUAAAAAUACUGCAAGUGUGUCUUACCCUCUGUAGAGGCCACAACGGUAAGUUGCAUAUGUCAAAGAUAAAGCUGUAUGUUUUACAAAUAUAGGAUCUGUGGCUUGAGUUUCAAAUUGCUGACCCCUUAAUUUUUGCUUAAAUAAAAAUGGUCACAUGGUUUCUGAAUGAAAAAAAAAAAAAAGAAAA